Messenger RNA from Microtus ochrogaster (prairie vole), 7157 nucleotides. RefSeq names its product von Willebrand factor A domain containing 8 (gene Vwa8). The record is from RefSeq and is a predicted model, not a curated record. NCBI's taxonomy places the organism in Eukaryota, Metazoa, Chordata, Mammalia, Rodentia, Cricetidae. Gene Ontology annotation, cellular component: cytoplasm. Gene Ontology annotation, molecular function: ATP binding; ATP hydrolysis activity. The transcript is spliced from 46 exons. Bases 147 to 6005 code for a protein of 1952 amino acids.
GGAGCCCGGUGCGCCGGGGGAAGGAGUUUCCAGCGGACCCGCCUCCCAGCCGCUUCCUGUUCUGCUCGCCGCACCGCCUCCUGCUGUGUCCCGGGACGGCGCCGGCCCCGUAGUCCCCGGAGGUGCCCCGUGGUGCCACCUGCACCAUGCAGUCCCGCCUCCUUCUCCUCGGGGUCCCGGGCGGCCUCGGCGAUGUGGCCUCGCGGCGCGUGCGACUGCUCCUGCGGCAGGUGGUGAGGGGCAGGCCCGGUGGGGACCGGCAGCGACUGGAGGUCAGACUGAUGCACGCCGCCGGGGUGACAGACUCAGGUGAUACAGUUAAUAUUGGAGAUGUGUCCUACAAGCUGAAAACACCCAAGAACCCAGAACUUGUCCCACAGAACUACAGUAUAGCAGGGCACGUUUAUAUUCAUCUGGUACAGUUUGUCAGCUGUUGCUGUGAUCAGAACACCAACCAGUUUGCGUUUGCACCAGUACCAUACUGUGUUGAUCCCAGCAGCACGGCCUUUGCCAUGUGCAGAAUCGAGAUUUAUAUACGCCUGUGUUCACAGAAAUGUGGUGAGAAAGCUGAAGGGGAUCACGUGGUUGGAGGAAGAUGGCAGGCAAGAGGAGGAAAGAAGGAUGUGGAGACAGCAGGUGUAGACGAUGAUACACGUGAACUGACCAAACGAGAGGUGGAAUACAUUGCCCUGUCAAGAGACACCACUGAAACUGACCUCAAACAGCGCCGGGAGAUCCGAGCUGGCACGGCUUUUUACAUAGACCAGUGUGCUGUUCGCGCUGCCACAGAAGGCAGGACGCUGGUUUUGGAAGGCUUGGAAAAGGCAGAGAGAAACGUGCUUCCAGUAUUGAACAACUUGUUGGAGAACCGGGAGAUGCAGCUUGAAGAUGGGCGCUUCCUGAUGUCUGCGGAGCGCUACGACAAGCUUCUCCAAGAUCACACUAAAGAAGAGUUGGAUGCUUGGAAGAUUGUCCGAGUUAGUGAACAUUUCCGAGUGAUUGCCUUGGGCUUGCCAGUGCCCAGGUACCCUGGGAAUCCGCUAGACCCCCCUCUCCGUUCUCGAUUUCAAGCCAGGGAUAUUUAUUUUCUACCCUUCAGGGACCAGCUAAACCUGUUGUAUUCAGUUGGAGCCAAUGUUUCUGCUGAGAAGGUUUCUCAGCUCCUGUCCUUUGCCACAACUCUCUGCUCCCAAGAAUCCUCUGCGCUUGGACUUCCAGACUUUCCUUUAGACAGUUUGCCAGCAGCGGUUCAAAUCCUGGACUCCUUUCCUAUGAUGUCAAUUGAACAUGCAAUCCAGUUGAUGUAUCCGUACACUAUUUUACUAGGACACGAAGGGAAGAUGGCUGUGGAAGGUGUUUUAAAACGCUUUGAGCUCCAAGGUUGUGGAAACUCUAUGCUUCCUAAGGACAUUGUAAGAGUGGAGAGGAUGACCGACAGCCACUGCUCCCAAGCUCACGUGACAAUCCGAGUGGCCGGAAAAGAGGCGACCAUUAAGGUGCCAGCUGGGACUAGAGCUGUCCAUCAGCCUGUUGCAUCUGACCGUUUCAUUCAGACUCCAAGCCACAAGCAGUUGCUGGCUGAAAUGAUGCAGUCUCACAUGGUGAAGGAUAUAUGUUUAAUUGGAGGAAAGGGUUGUGGCAAAACCGUCAUUGCUAAGAACUUUGCUGAUGUCUUAGGAUACAACAUAGAACCCAUCAUGCUCUAUCAGGAUAUGACAGCACGUGACCUGCUACAGCAGCGGUACACACUCCCCAACGGUGACACUGCCUGGAGAUCCUCACCCCUUGUGAAUGCUGCUCGGGAAGGCAAGCUGGUCCUGUUGGAUGGCAUUCACCGGGUCAACGCUGGCACGCUAGCUGUAUUGCAAAGACUAAUCCAUGACCGCGAGCUCAGCCUGUAUGAUGGAUCACGGCUUCUGAGAGAAGACAGGUACCUGAGCUUGAAGCAGAGACUACAGCUAACGGACGAGCAACUGCAGGACAGAUCCAUUUUUCCUAUUCACCCCUCCUUCAGAAUCAUCGCUUUGGCAGAGCCCCCCGUCGUUGGAAGCACCACACAGCAGUGGCUGGGACCAGAAUUCUUAACCAUGUUCUUUUUCCAUCACAUGAAGCCGCUUGUGAAAAGUGAAGAAAUCCAGGUGAUAAAGGAAAUGGUCCCAAAUGUACCUCAGGACGCUUUGGAGAAAUUGCUGUCAGUUACACACAAACUCAGGGAGACCCAGGAUCCGACAGCACAAUCCCUGGCAGGAUCGCUCUCCACCCGUCAGCUGCUGCGGAUCGCUCGCCGGCUGUCGCAGUAUCCCAACGAGAAUCUUCAUGAUGCCAUUACUAAAGCCUGCCUUUCCAGGUUCUUACCAAGCCUUGCUAGGUCAGCCCUGGAGAAGAAUCUGGCAGAUGCUGCAAUAGAAAUAAGUGCUGGCGACAGCCUGGAGACAGAGCUGGAGAACUACAAGUGUGAGAUAGUGUCCGGCUCUCUGUGGAUCGGCGCUGUCAGCGCACCAGUGUACAAUACCCAGGAGAAGAUGAAAGUGCCCGACGUUCUCUUCUAUGACAACGUUCAGCACAUGGUAGUGAUGGAAGACAUGCUCAAAGACUUUGUCCUUGGAGAACACUUGCUAUUGGUCGGGAACCAGGGUGUAGGAAAAAACAAGAUCAUGGACCGGUUCCUUCACUUGCUCAACAGACCCCGAGAAUACAUCCAGCUGCACAGGGACACCACAGUGCAGACGCUGACCCUGCAGCCCUCAGUGAAGGAUGGACUGAUUGUGUAUGAAGACUCACCUCUGGUUAAAGCGGUAAAGAUGGGUCAUAUUCUAGUAGUAGAUGAGGCAGACAAAGCACCAACAAAUGUCACCUGCAUUUUGAAAACUCUGGUAGAAAAUGGAGAAAUGAUUCUAGCAGAUGGAAGGCGCAUUGUUGCACAUGCUGCUAAUGUGGAUGGAAGAGAAAACGUUAUCGUGAUUCAUCCUGACUUUAGGAUGAUAGUUCUGGCCAACAGGCCUGGCUUCCCUUUCUUGGGCAAUGAUUUCUUUGGCACUUUAGGUGACAUCUUUAGCUGUCAUGCCAUUGAUAACCCCAAACCCCAUUCAGAGCUUGAGAUGCUCAAACAGUAUGGCCCAAAUGUGCCUGAACCCAUCCUUCAGAAGCUUGUGGCGGCCUUUGGAGAGCUGAGGAGCUUGGCUGACCAAGGGAUUAUUAACUAUCCUUAUUCUACCAGAGAAGUUGUCAACAUUGUCAAACAUUUACAGAAAUUUCCCAAUGAAGGGCUCUCCAGUGUGGUUCGAAAUGUGUUUGACUUUGACUCUUACAACAGCGACAUGCGGGAAAUUUUGAUGAACACUAUGCACAAAUAUGGGAUUCCAAUUGGAGCAAAACCUACCAAUGUGCAUCUGGCAAAGGAGUUGCCUCUCCCAGAGCAGACGUUCAUGGGCUACUGGAUAACCGGUCAGGUGGGGAAUGGGAUGCCAAAGACCUUGUGUCCAGUUGAAACGUCUCAUAUCGACGUAAAGGGUCCCGUGCUUGCAAACAUAGAAGAGUACCCAAUAGAAAGGCACGAAGCGAGAUUCCUAAACUUCACCGAAGAGUAUACCUCGUGGAGGUUUCCACUGGAUGAAGUUAAUUUAAUCUGCGACAUUGCGGUAUCACACGAAAAUGGGGAGCACAUCCUGUAUGUAGCUGCAUGCAAUCCCAUUUCCUUAUACUUUAUGAAUUUAACUGGGAAAAGUGGCUUCUUGGUGGACUUCUUUGACAUCUUCCCAAGAAUGACCAGUGGAUCCUGGAGACCAUUUGUGACAAUAGCACCGAUGGGAAGUCCGCUCAGGGGUCAAGUUGUCCUGCAUGAGGAACAGAGUAACGUCAUCCUCUUGUUAGACACCGCUGGCCGUGCUGUUCGCCAUCUCAUCCUUCCUGUAGAAGAAUCUGUGUCUAAGAAGUCUUCCUGGUGGAACAAGGAAGGCGGUGAGACUUACAGAAUGUGUAAAGAAUUUUCACACAAAAACUGGCUGGUAUUCUACAAACAAACAGGAGAUACCUUGAUUGUCCUGGAUGUUUUGGAAGGACGAACUCACACCAUCUCUCUUCCCAUCAACCUCAAGACAGUUUUCCUUGUAGCAGAGGACAAAUGGCUUCUUGUGGAGAACAAAACAAAUCAGAAAUACCUUUUGACUAAGCCUGCACACAUUGGUUCUGAGGACACUAGGGCUUGCCAGUUGUAUAUGUUGAAAGAAGAGCUGCCCAGCACAGGAUUUGGGGUCACACAAGAAACAGACUUCUGCAUACCUCAUAAAGUCUCGAGUGAGCAGCUGUCGUCUGAAAACCUAAGUUCAGCUGUGGGUCAGAAGAUCGCCUCUCCUAACCGAAUUCUCUCGGAUGAAAACAGCUAUGCUACUGUAGUUGUUGGCUUCCCAGAUCUCAUGUCACCCAGUGAGGUUUAUUCAUGGAAGAGGGCUUCGUCUUUGGAAAAGCGAAAUGUCACCAACACAGCAAUCUAUGGAGGGAAACGAACAAACGUUACCCCAAGGCACAGGAACUGUGUGACUCUCACGCACACUAACCAGGUGGUCAGGAUACUGCCUGCCGGAGAAGUCCCUCUGAAAGACAUCUUUCCAAAGGGUGUUACCCCCCCACAGACAGCUGGCUACAUAGAGGUUACUGAUCUUCAAGCAAAGAAACUCAGAUACAUCCCUGUCCCCAGUGCAGAGUUCCUCUCGCCGUACACCGCAUGGAUAUCUGCUGUUUCAGACACAGAUGCUCUACUGGCUGAGUGGGACACAAGCGGCAUCGUGACCGUUGAUAUGGGAGGGCACGUCAGGCUUUGGGAAACCGGACUUGAACGGCUACAGCAAUCGCUCAUGGAAUGGAGAAACAUGAUUGGACAAGACAGUGACAGACCUCUGCAGAUAACAAUCGAAAGAGACAGUAAUGAAGACGUGAGCGACCCUAAGCACGGCAAGGAGGACCCAGACAACAUGCCCCACGUGGGUGGCAACACCUGGGCUGGUGGAACAGGGGGAAGAGACACUGCAGGUCUUGGUGGCAAAGGGGGUCCUUAUCGCUUGGAUGCGGGCCACCCAGUGUAUCAGGUGUCCGAGGCAGAAAAGGAUGCCGUUCCUGAGCAUGUCAAGAGAGCUGCAAGAGAGAUGGCCCAGAAAGCAUUUCAGCAGAGGCUAAAGGAGAUCCAGAUGAGCGAGUAUGACGCCGCCACCUAUGAGAGGUUCUCUGGCGCGGUCCAGCAGCAGGUGCAUGCCCUUCGAGUCAUCCUGGAUAACUUACAGGCCAAAGGUAAAGAAAGACAGUGGCUAAGACACCAAGCUACUGGGGAACUAGACGAUGCCAAGAUCAUUGAUGGGCUGGCUGGAGAAAAAGCCAUCUACAAACGUCGGGGUGAUCUGGAACCUCAACUGGGUAGCCCACAGCAGAAACCCAAGCGCCUGCGCCUGGUGGUAGACGUUUCCGGCAGCAUGUACCGCUUCAAUGGGGUGGAUCGCCGGCUGGAGCGCUCCAUGGAGGCCGUGUGCAUGGUCAUGGAAGCCUUCGAGAACUACGAGGAGAAGUUCAAGUACGACAUCGCUGGACACUCAGGAGAUGGCUACAACAUUCGCCUUGUUUCAGCUAACAAAAUCCCCAAGGAUAACAAGCAGAGACUAGAAAUUCUGAAGACCAUGCAUGCCCACUCGCAGUUCUGCAUGAGCGGGGACCACACCCUCGAGGGGACAGAACACGCCAUCAAGGACAUUACCAAAGAAGAAGCUGAUGAAUACUUUGUUAUCAUCCUAAGCGACGCCAAUCUGUCGCGAUAUGGAAUAAACCCUGCCCGGUUCGCCCAGAUCCUAACAAGUGACCCUCAAGUUAAUGCCUUUGCCAUUUUUAUUGGCUCCUUAGGGGACCAAGCAGCCAGGCUCCAGAGAACUCUGCCAGCUGGCCGGUCUUUUGUCGCUAUGGACACCCAGAAGAUCCCUCAGAUUUUACAACAGAUCUUCACCUCCACCAUGCUGUCCAGUAUCUAAGAAGCACCCUUCACCACCCAGUACUGGAAGCCAAACGGAAGUAGAGAGAACUCUGAAAAGACAGCGGCCAUGCCAGUCUGGGCCGUGGCCGGACCUGCUGUCCAGCAGUGAGCGGACUUCUAAAUGGAAACGCACUCUGGAAGGGUUUAGGUCUGCAGAGGAAAUGGAUUGACCUGCAUUUCUUAAAAGGUCAGCGUUGAAGGAAGUAGGAGCAGGAACUACGGGGCUUGGUCCAAAACCAAAGGAUAAAAAAAUACCCACUUUUGCCUUAAUACGUCAUCUGUUGCCGGUUGCCACCCCAUAGCCAAGCCUUUAAGGCCAUAGCUGACCUUAGUCUGCAAGCCCCACCCAACACGUUCCUGUCUAGAAUUAUUUUUACUUUCUCUCCACUGUGUAUUGCCCAGCAAAUAACAAUUUUGCAGUCUUUAACCCACUGAAAAACAUCUGAGCAAUAGUACUUUAUAAGGUGUUAGAUUCUCUCUCAAAAAAAAAAAAAAAUCCCCUUUUCUUGACUGAAAAGGAACCAAAAGAUCCUCAGGGUGCCUGCUGUCCCAUGCGGCUUCUGGAUGGUUCUUCAGAUAAUAGAGAGCCAGUAUCCUACCCUCUCUCAAGGAUAAAAAUAUCCUGCCCCGAGUUCCCUGCAUCCUGCCUUUAGUGCUUUUCCAGAGUCCCACAGUGGAGAACACUUUGCUGUCCAAAUUGCAGCGAUGAAAGUAGCAAAUGCUUAUGAGAGAAAUUAUGUCUGACAGAUUACAUAAAGUUAAAAGGAAUACGUUUGGCUGAUGUUCACUGGAGAUUUCUUUAGGUUUAACUAAAGAAAAACAUACUUUUCUUUUCAGCUAAAUUUUCUUUCCAAGUAUACCUACUGACCUUUUUAGAAACACAUGUUCCAACAAGAUGGCUCUCACUAGCCGUCUAAUAAAAUGCUCUUCACAGCUGGCCAUGACGUCAGAAGUGCUGGGAGCGUCUGAUGUGUGUGCUUACUUACUGUAAGCUGGAGAAACUAAUCUCAUUGAUGUUACCCUAGGCAUGUACACUGUCAUUGUACGGGCCUGCAAAUUCAUUUCGCUUAACUAUAGGGCAAAAGAAAUGUCACCUUAUUCUAACGCCCCAUCUCCUGUUCAUCAGUUGUCACAGAAAUAAAAAGCAGCC